AUGAAUCUUACAUAUAUUGUACCUUUAGCAACAAUGUCAUUUAAAAAUUAAUAAAGUUUUAGUUUGACUCAUAUCAAUAUCAUAAAAUGUUCGAUGCCAGAAUUAACAGGAUAUUACUGCUUGGAUUAUACAGAACUUGAGAACAAAUACUUAGAAUUGAGUAGCAAUCAAAAUAUUUUUUCUUCUAUAUCAAUUUAUAUUUAUUCUUGCUAAGUUAUAGAUAAUAUAAAAAGUUUUGUUCCAAAUAACUGUGCAAAUUAAACUGAUAUAAAUAACCUUAUUGAUGGAAAUACAGCUUAACUUAAUUUAAAGAUAUAUACUUAAUAAUACAAUAUUACUAGCAAAUAAUAUUAAGUUGGCUUUAAAAAUGAGUUUAUGUAUACAUAAUCAAAUUAAUAUUUUUUGCACACUGUCAAAGCACAAAAUUAAAUUACAAAAGUAAAGGAUGGCUUUAUUAUUCAAUCAGAAUAGUAUAACUCUAGCCCAAUAAAUUAUGAAAUUUAGAGUUAAGUUUUCUCAAACUCAAAUGAUAGUCCUUACUUGUAAGUAAACUUGCAGAUUGAUGAAGCUGUUUUCUAGGUUUUGAUUUAGUUUGCUACAUUUCCAGAAAUACUAGCUCUUGUUAACAGUGCUUUUAACUUACUUAUUAUGUUUGGAUUUUUUUGCAAAAGAUUUUCAUAGAAAGCAAUAUUAAAAGAUCUAAUUCAAAUAUUCAGGUAGAAUAUGCACCAAAGCUGUUGCAAAGAAUUUCUAAAUUAAAGUUAAAUUCUUUAACAAAAUGGCUCUGAAAUCAGUAAAUAAGCAAAUCUUGAAAAAGAAGAAGAAAUCUUAGAAGAUAAAAAUUCUUUUACCAUUAAUGUUCCUAAUUUUAUGGUAAAAUCAAAAGAAAAUAUAGAAGUCAAUUAAACAAAAAUAUAAAGCCAAAAUAUUACAGUUGAUAUUUUUUCAAAUUUUCAAGAUGAAAUUCUGGAAACAAAUGAAGAAAAUUAAUAAAUUAAUUAAAAACAAAAAGAAUAACAAGCUUUUAAGUUUAAGGGAUAUUAGUAAAACUAGAAUAUUCAACUAGGAAACAUUUUUUAAGACAAAUUAUCUAGCAAUAUAACAACAAACAAAUCCUUCAACUUAAAUUAAUUUAGACGGUCUCCAAUAAUUAAAUAAAAUUAAGAUGAAUCUAAUAUUUCUAAAUUUAAACAUUAAGAUAAUUUAAAUAAUGAAUAAUGUAAAUAAUUUUUUAAUCAAUAAUAAAAAGAAAAAUUUUAAAACUAUAGAGAAUCCUGCUAAUAAGAGUAUAAAUUUAAUAACACUUAAUAAAAUUUUUAGUUAUUACAAAAUGACUGUGCAAUUACUAGGCUAUACUCUAAAAAAUCAAGCAAUUCUAAUAUUAUUUCUCCUAAGUCAAAUGAGAGAUAGGUUACUAAAAAUUAAGCUGAUUUUAUAUUUUAAUCUCAAGAUCCAAAUAUUGAUAUUUAUGAAUGCCAAUGCUAAAAGGUACCAUCUCUUUAAGAAGAAAAUAAGAAAUUUAGCUUUGGAAAUUUAAUAAAUCGAUUUAUUCUUAAAACGCUUAAUUGUAAAUAACAAAAAGGCAAAAACAACACGUGUCUAACAGAUUUGGGAAACCAUGAAAAAGAAUUUUUAUAUAAAUAUGCUGUAAAAUAUAUGGAUAUCUAAUAAUUAUUUAAAGAUAUCAUAUUUCUAAAAAAAUCUAUUAUGAUUUUGUUAACAAAAGAAUAAUUAGCAGCUAUUAAGUUAGUAGGAUAUUCUUCAAAUUAUAUUGAGCAAAUACCUGUAAAAAAUUAACAAAAAGAAAAAAAAUCUAAUUACUUUGAGAAGCAGCUAGAUAUUUUAAAUUCAAUAGACUUGUAAUCCAAAUAUUUGUAAAAAUUUAUUAAAAAAUACAGCUUAAACAAGAGUUUAGAUAUUGUAGAUUAAAGAAUUUUAUCUUCAAUAAACUUCUUCUAAAAACCUUGA
This is a messenger RNA of Tetrahymena thermophila SB210, 1968 nucleotides long. RefSeq lists its product as hypothetical. The transcript is spliced from 2 exons. NCBI's taxonomy places the organism in Eukaryota, Ciliophora, Oligohymenophorea, Hymenostomatida, Tetrahymenidae. The record is from RefSeq and is a predicted model, not a curated record.